UAACAAACAAUUAGCAAUAAUAAGAAUAAUUUAAAUAGGAUAAAAUGCAUGGUCGUGUUAAGGUGCGCACUACGGAGGAGGAGCGAGAGCGGAAGAAGAAGGAGCAGGUGCUCAAGAUGCGAGCCUAUCGAGCUGCCAUGGCACGCAUUCAGAGAAAACGCAGCGCCGGGGAACUCGAUGACGAAUUGCUCGGACUGACGGUGCAAGUUCUGCAGCGAAAUCCGGACAUUAGCACAUUGUGGAACAUACGACGAGAGUGUGUGUUAAAGAAGAUUGCCCAGGUGGAGAAGGCGACAGAAGCAGCAGCUGCAUUAGCUCCAGCUGAUAAGGAAGGUGAUGGAGAAGGUGAUAAGGGCGAUGGCGAUAAGGAGGUUGUGAAGGGAAAACCCACAGUGAUGGAGCUGCAGCAAGGUAUCUAUACAACUGAGCUGGAACUCACCGAACAGUGCCUGAUGGUCAAUCCCAAGUCUUAUAAUAGUUGGCAUCAUCGCUGUUGGACCCUGGAGCUCAAUCCGCAAGCCGACUGGCAGCGUGAACUUCAACUGUGCAACAAGUACUUGAAGUAUGAUGAACGCAAUUUCCACACUUGGGAUUACAGGCGCUAUGUGAGCGCCAAGGCGGCGGUGCCUGCCGAGCAGGAGCUCGACUUUUGCACGGACAAAAUCAAGGUGAACUUCUCCAACUAUUCGAGCUGGCAUCAUCGCAGUCUGCUGUUGCCGCUGUUGUAUCCCAAUGAGCAGCACGAUCGACCCAUGAGCGAGCACAAACUGCAGCAGGAACUGGAAAUGGUGCUGACGGCAGCGUUCACCGAUCCCAACGAUAGCAGUGCCUGGUUCUAUCAGCGCUGGCUUCUGGGCGGUGGUGUCCAGUUGGAUGAACCGGCUACUGUCGCCGCCUUUCGUUGUUGGCCUUAUAAAGCACAGUUGGCGUUGAAGAAACCGUGUCCCGAUUUGGCAUCCAUAAAGAUACAAUUGAUAAGCGAGCAGCAAAAGUGGCAAACAGAGUCAUGGAUAUCUGUUAAUCAUGAGAAAACACUUUGGGAAUGCGCCCAUAACAUCGAUAUCAAUUGCAGUCAGGAGUAUGAAUUGGAAGUUGGAGGACAGCGUCAGAAGCUCGAUGGACAUCCAAGUGGCAACAGCAUUUAUUACUUUAUGCCACCUGUGGCUGCUUCCAGCUACAGCAAGGAGUUGCUCACAGAGCUGCAAUCGCAGCUGCAAUCCUGCCUUGAUCUGCUGGAAUACGAGCCGGACAGCAAGUGGACGCUGCUGACCAGUGCUCUAUUGAUGCGCGCCAUUGAUGCAACCACCUACCACGAGCAGAGUCUCGCUCAUUUAGCCAAAUUGGAGCAGGUCGAUGCUCUGCGCAAGGGAUACUACAAGGACUUGGCUGAACGCUGGACAAUGGAACUGGCCUUGGCUAAGUGGCCGCAAGCUUCGAGCUUUCCUCAGUCAUUCGUGAUGCCCAUUAAGAAUCCAAAGAUAUCCUAUUUACAGUAUCUUAUUGUUGCGGACACUGUAGCACAAACUGAGGAGUCGUCCAAUCCCACCGAGUUAUAGCUCUAACGCAACUUAAAAGAUUUAACACUUGGAUGCUGGCCUUAAUAACUUGAAAAUUUGACGCUUUCUGAAACAUUUCAUAUAUGUAGCAACAAUUUAUGUUUAUAUUAUUAGUUUCAUAGAUAUACUACAUAUUUCCCAUUAAGUUAAAAGUCAUGCUUGUAUAUAUUUUAUGUAAUCCACGAUAACUGCUAAUAAAGAACUUUACAUGAAAAUCAAA
Molecule: messenger RNA, 1776 nt
Organism: Drosophila innubila
Lineage: Eukaryota; Metazoa; Arthropoda; Insecta; Diptera; Drosophilidae
Gene: RabGGTa
Product: geranylgeranyl transferase type-2 subunit alpha
Exons: 2
Coding region: 45-1556 (503 amino acids)
Biological process (GO): protein geranylgeranylation
Cellular component (GO): cytoplasm; Rab-protein geranylgeranyltransferase complex
Molecular function (GO): Rab geranylgeranyltransferase activity
Source: RefSeq, a predicted model, not a curated record